UGAGGAUUAUUUUAAAUUUUAAGUUAUCAAAGAGGAUUAUCCAUCUUGCUUGUUUGGAUCCCAAGUCACUCCGGAAUCCCUGGAAAUGAGACUGUUGAUUCAUGUGCAAAAGCUGCUGUGCUAACUGGCUCCCUUGAACAUUUUGAAAAUUCUUCACAAGACUUGACUGCCCUGGCAAAAACUUAUCUGGAUAGAUCCUGGGAGUCCUUCUGGAAUGAAUCAAAAUUGGUGAAAGGCAAACAUUAUUCAUCUAUCCAGCCAAAUAUACCAAGACGUCCCUGGUUUUUCUUUCAAAAAAUGACUGAGCGUUGGGUUCUAACAACUAUUUCCCGUUUGCGUCUUGGUCACUCAUGUACACCUGUGCAUCUAAACAAGCUCCGGAUUAGGGAUAACUCUAUCUGCGAGUGUGGUUUGGAUGAAGGCACUGUCACUCAUCUCCUUUUUAACUGUCCCAGACUUCUUCAUCCUCUCUAUGACGUUCUUCCCCCAAAAGUCCCUCGUCCUUUAAGUGUUAAAUGUUUGUUAAUGUUUGUGUUUAGUCCAUAUUGUAGAUUUUUAUGUAAAUAUGUAGAAUGUAAUAAGAUCAAAUUGUAAUAUUGUUUAUAUAUUUUGUUUAUUAAUAUAUGUUAUUUGUGUUGUUUUAGGUUAAGAACUAACAAAAUAAUAUCAUUUAAUAUUAAAUAUUUAGUAGAUUCUCAAAAUUAAAUUUGUCAGCCUUCACCGAACAAUCUCCAUCGUGCCUCCUCCAUCUACUCGACACUGGCGAGAUAAACAGUGCCCAGUUGGCACAAAUGAAAGCCAUAAAGAAGAAUUGAAUUGAAUUUUAAAUUUUAAAACGUGUUCCUUUCCUGUAUAGUAUAAACUAUAAAUUGGGAUUUGGGAAGAUAGUGUUCUGUGAAUUGUGAUUAAUAGAUACUUUACAAUUACAACUUCGUUUUAUCAAUUUAUCAAUUCGUGACGAAAAAACGAAUUCGUUUAAACUAUAUCAAUUCGUGACGAAAAACCGAAAAACCAUCAAAAAUGCAUUGCUGUGUGCCUUUCUGUGAAAAUUCUUCAGACAAUGACAAUGGAAUUACUUUUCAUGGAUUACCCAGUGAAGGAAAUCUCCGUACUGCUUGGCUCAGAGCCCUCGGCACACAAGACCACCACCUGCCCGACCCUGCUGUGGUCUGCUCCCAGCACUUUCUAGAGGACGACUUUUAUGAAACAAAGAGUAGUGUGAGGCAGAUUCACUCUCAUGCUAUUCCUUCAACAGUGCAGGUCAGUUUAGUGUGCAUGAUAUGCCUGGACACUGGCAGCAAGCUGUCUCUAAUGAGUAAACACAAGUUGGAGGAGGCAUAUGAACAGCUAACUGGACUGUCUUUGUGUGGCGGAGGGAACCUGAAGCAAACACUCUGUGUGCUGUGUGCUCAGAGAUUGAUUAACUUCAGUACAUUUAGAGACUUGUGCUUGAGAUCCCAUACACUGAUGACUGACUUAGUUGAACAACAUGAGUUUAUUACUUUACUACAUAAACAAUUGAUGAGCCAUGCUACAAAACAAUUGAAGUGUAAUUUGACACAAACCACAUUAGCAGCUGAUCACUGUGACUUGUACAUAGAUCACACUGAUGGAGAGGAACAGACAGCAGCAGAGAAAUCUGUAGUGGGAGAUGUUGCAGUUGUGGUGAAGAAUGAAAACAGUCCUGACUCCAUGUCCAGUGCUGAUAACUUGGAGUUGGUACAUGAAGAUGACAAUCAGAGAGACAAUUCCAACAGUGACUGUGCAUCUGAUGAUGAGUACUCUGACAUGAUCAUACAGUUGAAGUCUGAGCUACUAGAUGAAGCUACAACAGGAACAGCAGCUCCACUGUCCACGAGACUUGCGGCAAACAACAAUACCAAAGUGCAGGCAACUGAAGAAGCAGGUGUGACCCAGAAAAGUGAACAAAUCCUCGAGACUAACAUUGGCGGACUGGACAACAAAUCAUCUCAGAGCGGCACCAAAACAUACACAGAUAUAAAUAAAUACACAAAUUGUGUAGUACAGUUAUAUGAUAUUUUUAAGACUCUGAAGAAACCUGUACUAAAUGAGAAUCCAGGAGGGAAAACACAAAAUGGUGUGAAGCCUUAUUGUUGUGAGAUAUGCAAUUGUAAAUUUGCAUAUAAACAAUCAUUUUUAAAACAUAAAAUAAUUCACACUGUGGAAAAACCUUAUUCUUGUGAGACUUGCAACUAUAAAUGUGCAGUUAAAAGAUACUUAGUUAUACACAAAAGAACCCACACUGGUGAAAAGCCUUAUUCUUGUGAGACAUGCAACUUUAAAUGUGCAAAUAAAAACUACUUAGUUAAACACAUAAGAAUCCACACUGGUGAAAAGCCUUAUUGCUGUGAGAUAUGCGGUUGCAGGUUUUCACAAAUAAAUCAUUUAUCAAGUCACAUAAGUACCCACACUGGUGUGAAGCCUUAUUCUUGUGAGAUGUGCACUUAUAAAUGUGCACGAAAAAGUUCGUUAUUAAUACACAAAAGAACCCACAGUACAGUGUACACUGGUACAAAGCCUUAUUCAUGUGAUUUAUGCAAUUAUAAAUGUGCAAUAAAAAGUUAUUUGUUAAUACAUAAAAGAAUCCACACUGGUGAAAAGCCUUAUUGUUGUCAGAUAUGCAAUUAUAAAUGUGCACAAAAAACUGAUUUAAUAAUACAUAAAAGAACACACACUGGAAAAAAGCCCUAUUCUUGUGAGAUAUGCAAUUAUAAAUGUGCACAUAAAAGUAACUUAACUAGACACAGAAGAACCCACACUGGUGAAAAGCCUUAUUCUUGUGGUUUAUGCAAUUAUAAAUGUGCUACAAAAAGCUAUUUGUUAAUACAUAAAAAAACCCACACUGGUGAAAAACCUUAUUCUUGUGAUUUAUGCAAUUAUAAAUGUGCAAAAAAAAGUUAUUUAUUAAUACAUAAAAGAACCCACACUGGUGACAAGCCUUAUUGUUGUGAGAUAUGCGGUUAUAAAUUUGCUCACAAGAGUUCGUUUACACAACACAUAAAAACCCACAUUGGUGAAAAGCUUUACUCUUGUGAGAUAUGCAAUUAUAAUACUGCUCGAAAAUCGAAUUUAUUACGUCACAUAAAAACCCACACUGGCAGAAAGCCAAUAACAUCGAUGAAAAAAAAAAAUUAUUUACAGAAAACAAUAAUUUCAGGCUGAUAAAUUAUCCAAUAGGAUAGUUGACUCAUAUCUAAUUUAAUAUAAACAAUAUUAAUUUGGUGUAGUACAUGGAAUAAGGGUUCGAGAUAUAUCGAUAUGAAUUAAUAAAAGUUACGGUUUUAAAAAUCA
Messenger RNA from Bicyclus anynana (squinting bush brown), 3312 nucleotides. RefSeq names its product zinc finger protein 300. NCBI's taxonomy places the organism in Eukaryota, Metazoa, Arthropoda, Insecta, Lepidoptera, Nymphalidae. Gene Ontology annotation, molecular function: zinc ion binding; DNA-binding transcription factor activity, RNA polymerase II-specific; RNA polymerase II cis-regulatory region sequence-specific DNA binding. Gene Ontology annotation, cellular component: nucleus. The transcript is spliced from 6 exons. The record is from RefSeq and is a predicted model, not a curated record. Gene Ontology annotation, biological process: regulation of transcription by RNA polymerase II. The coding region runs from base 1021 to 3183 and encodes 720 amino acids.